CGCCGCUCCUCUCUGUCUCAUACAGUUUUCCAGGAGGACCAGUCCCUGUCAGACUCCCUGCACACACACCCCAAGCACGGACAGCUGCAUUACGCACCAAACAAACAAACAACCAUGGCUGUACGGGACGCUGCCUCUCUGCUCGUCGGACUUCUGAUCCUCUGUCACACCUGGGGAGCCUGGGCUAAUAUCGAAGUGAACAUGGAAGACAGAGUGGAGGUGUUCAGAGGAGAUACGGCUCAGAUCGCCUGCAUGUUCAAAUCAUCUGAAGGCAUCGGCGCGAUGAUCAUACAGUGGUUCUAUGUGACAUGGUUGGGUGAGAAGCAGAGACUCUACUACCAGGACUCCACCACAAAGAUUCCAGAGCGAGGCACACCGUUCACCGACCGGAUUAGUGUGAAUGAUACCGGAGCCUCGGGAGAGGUGGUGUUGACUAUCAACAACGUGCAGCUGGCAGACGAACUGGAAUUCAUCUGUCUCGUCAAAAGUCUAUCAGAGGCACCUGGGGAGGGACGUACAAAGCUGAAAGUGUUUGAAACACCAGAGCUUCCUACCAUUCAGGGUGUGCAAACAGGGAUCUCAGUGAACGAUGACGGCCUGUCCCCGAUUGCGUCAUGCCUUGUCACCAAUGGCUUCCCGAAGCCAAACAUCACUUGGUACAGAAACCACACGCCACUACGCAAUAUAGACGAUGAGGUGAAAGUCAAUCCUAGCAGCACUAGUGAAUCCACUGGUCUGUACACAGUCAGCAGUCAGCUAAACAUGAAGGUGGUGAAGGCGAACAAAGAUGAUCAGUUCUACUGUGAGGUCACCUACUUUGUUCCUGGAGGAAUCAGGAUGACCGAGACCAACCGUAUUAACAUUACUGUACUCUAUCCAUCCACGGAAGUAAGUAUUUGGGUGGAUUCACCAAAGGGCAAAAUCAAGGAAGGGGACGUGGUCGAGCUUCACUGCCAAGGCAACGGGAAUAGUCCAACGGAAAUUAUGACAAUCAGUCAUAACCAGACUGGUCAGAUUUGGGACGGCAAAAUGUUGGAGCUGCAUAAUGUGACCCGUCUACACAAUGGACAGUAUCAGUGUGGCAUAGUAGAGUUGGACACCAUGGAGGAGAUCCGUGGAGUUACCUCCGUGUUUGUCAACUAUCUCGAUGCUGCUGUGGUGAUGCCCAAAGACACUAUUCUGGUGACCCAAGGAGAGGAGCUGAAAGCCACCUGCAACGCCCUCUCUUCUCUGCAGACAGACACAACUUGGUUUAAGAACGGAAAGGUGGUUACAAAGGGCCACAGUUUGAUGCUGAAGGACGCUACGUUUGACACAGCAGGGACAUAUAUGUGUGUGGUGACUGUUCCUGAGAUCGAGGGAAUGCAAACCAGUGAGGUACUUCAUGUUAAAGUCCAAGGCCCACCAAAGAUCAUGGAGCAGGAGCACAAAGAUUUGGAGGAGAGUGUUGGUAACGCAGUCGAUUUGAGCUGCAAUGUCAGAGGUUUCCCUGCUCCCAGUGUUACCUGGACCACCUCAGAUGGAAAGGUUAUCGAGACAGCAACCAAAGAAGAAACCGAGGAUGGGGUUCACAGCGUGGUCAGUAUCGAGGUCACCUCUGACAUCACUGCUUUCUGCAAUGCCACCAACGAAUACGGCACUGACGCCGUAACCUUCGCCAUCAAAGCCACGAUAAACACCACCACACCAGCCAACACCACCACCACCACUACUACUACUAGCACUACCACUCCUAUGCCCUCUAGCACAGUCAAAGCCAAAACAGCUAUCCCACCAAAGAAAAUCAAGCAAGGAGAGGGCAGAGGUGUCAUCAUUGCAGUCGUCAUUAUCUGCAUCCUGCUGCUGGCCAUCUUGGGGAGUACGCUCUACUUCCUGUACAAAAAGGGCAAGAUCUGUGGUCGAUCCGGCAAGCAGGACCUCACCAAAGAGAAGUCCAGCAAAGAUAACAUCGUGGUGGAGAUGAAGAGCGACAACACAGAGGAAGCCGUGCUGCUCGAGGUCAACGGAGAAAAGCGACCUCCCAGCGACCAGUAAAGGGCGGUGAGUACCUGGACGUGCAGAAGUGAGGAGAUGACUGCAGACGUUCCAACAGCUGCUCCUGUUCUUCCCUCUCAGGCUCAGACCAGCCGAUGCCUUCAAGCUUCCACCACAGCUCGUUUAGCCCAGAGUUACGUCAUGGAAAAGCUCAGCUGUCUGUCAGUUAAUAUUAUGAUGGACGGCCGAGACUCAAAUUACUCCAAGCUGCAGCUUCUAGCUUACCCGUCUUUUACAUCCCAGAAAACUUCUGCUGUAAUUCAGCUUGAAUUCGACUUUAACGAGAAGUGAUUUGAGCGGCCCAUGACAUAACUCUGCCAAUAAAUCUUCCACCUUUUAAACCAAGGACUGUCCAUUGCCUAUAGUUCUCGUUAUCAUGAGCCUUGUAUACUGCUGAUUGUCCGUAGAACAAUAAUUAGAGCACAACAUUGACCAGAGACUGUUUUUAUACCCGACUAAGCAUCACCUCAGGCAAAGCAAUCACUGAGAAGAGCAGCCCGAAACAGCUCUUUAUCAAGUGUAUAUAUUAUAAUCUAUGUAUAUAUUUCUUUAUUUAAAAUAACACAAUUGAAAAAAAAAACAACCAAAAAUAAUCAACCAGAUAGUGUUAUGGAGAGAAAGAAGAUUUAGGUAGGUGUCUGUUUUUCUUGUUCUUUUUUGUCCCUUUCCUGUUUUGCUUAAGUCUGUACACUGAAAUCUUUGGAGAUGCAACGAUGCUUCCCCCUACAGCCAGUUACAGCCUCACUAUAAAAGCUGCCUUUUAGUUCUGAAUACAACAUUGUUGGUCAUGUAGUCACACAUCGUUCACAUUUGUAGUUUUUCAAAAUUUUCUACCACUAGCACUCACACACACUUAUUUUCACACAUCCCAGUCUGUGCGUAUUAAAGAAGAAUUUUUUUUUUGUUGCGGGUGAAUAAUCUGUUCAACAUUUGACAUAGGAGAGUUAUAUGUUAUAUGUAGUUGUAACUCUUUAUGUUGAUAUUUCAAUGCGUGUGCCUGAGUUUAAGCAUUGCCAACAGCCGAGUUAAAAGAUUAUAGAUGCCUUAAAUUUUCAAUCAAAGCCUAUAGAAAUAUCAACAAACCCAACAUUUUGUAUUGUUGUUUAUAUUUAAUGUUCCGUGCACUGAUUUGUGGUUAUUCUUAAUGCAGCUGUGUUUCUCUAAUGCGAAACAGUUGUUUUGUUUAAUGUGACUGUGUGUGAAUUAAAUGUACUUCUGUAGCUAUAUUUUUUAAAUUUCUUUUUCAAGAGGAAGGAUGAGGGUAGAACAGAUUAUUGGUCCCUGGUAUGGCUCAUGGCAUGAAGUUGCCCUCCUUAUAAGAAAAACAUAUGUUUCUGUUUAAGGAAUUCAUUCAUGUGUUGACUGAAACUUGAAAUAAUCUGUUGGAUCCCAGAGAGACACAAAAUCCCCCUCAGACAUGACGACUAGUGACAUGACAACUUCAGUAUAUGACUACUGAGGAGGGCAAUGACUGUGACUCCACGUAUGCAAAUCACAUUUGUAGACAAUCAGGUAUCAUCCAUACUCACCCCUCGUGCCCUCUGUUAGUCUGUUGUUUUCUGCUGUUUUUAAGGACUACCACUGUUAAAUUGUUUUGGAUGUUUGAAUUUUAAUGCCUUGGAGUUGUAAAAUGUCAAUGUAUGUCAAAAAUGUCAAUGUAAUUGGUUUGAAUGUCACAGAUGACAUUCAAACCAAUUAGCUAAAAAAAAUCAUUGUAGUUUUUGAAAAUUAUACCAAAUAAAGAUUGACCGUUAAACGAAAAGA
Messenger RNA from Larimichthys crocea (large yellow croaker), 3798 nucleotides. RefSeq names its product melanoma cell adhesion molecule b (gene mcamb). Gene Ontology annotation, cellular component: cell-cell contact zone. The record is from RefSeq and is a predicted model, not a curated record. Gene Ontology annotation, molecular function: vascular endothelial growth factor receptor 2 binding. The transcript has 17 exons. Bases 115 to 2034 code for a protein of 639 amino acids. Gene Ontology annotation, biological process: negative regulation of peptidyl-tyrosine phosphorylation; regulation of Rac protein signal transduction; regulation of wound healing. Lineage: Eukaryota; Metazoa; Chordata; Actinopteri; Sciaenidae.